Messenger RNA from Moneuplotes crassus, 571 nucleotides. NCBI's taxonomy places the organism in Eukaryota, Ciliophora, Spirotrichea, Euplotida, Euplotidae. The record is from the annotation of a GenBank genome assembly.
CUUUAAAUUAGAAUAUCAAUAUGGAUAAAAAAUACAACAACUUGAGCCUCUCUAUAAACUCCAGUACCAUUAAGAAAGCACCAAAGAACUUUAUGCUGAAAUAAAGAACUAAUAGCUGACAAGAUUUUGAUGGGUCCUUUCUCUCCAGGAAGUAUUAAAUCCUCAAGUAUACCCAGAGGAAAGCAGAAACUAAAUGAUGUUCUCCUCGGGAGUAGGCUAUCCCCAGUGAGCCACAGGAGAAACGAUGGGAGCCUAAACCUGCCUCGUUUCAGAGAGGGAAAAGAGAAGGUAACUAUUUAACACUCCAACUAAUGUAUUACAAUUUUCUAUUUGCUUUAAACUUUUGAAAAUCAACUAUACCCCUCCUUACAACAAAAGAUGAAUGUCAAGAACAACAAUUUUGUAAAUAAAAUGAACAUGAUCAUGCCGAUCGAGAAGAUCAGACAGAACACGUUCAGAAGGAGGUUUAAUAAAGAAGAAAGUAAGGAAAAGGCAGAGAAAUGGGAAAAAGAUUAUAAGAAAAAGCAACAGCUGAAGCAUAAUUUUCAUCAUAAUCAUGACUACUUUAAGG